UCUGGGAUCUGCAGGAAAUUACAUUCCCCACAGCCCAGAGAGGAGCUCCAGGAGACAGCGCUGCUCCCACCGCCACCAUGUGGCCCCUCGUCCUGCUGUGGGGCUGCCUGGUGCUCCCAGGUUACAGAGCGCUGCAGGGCCCGAAGGAGGUCACAGGGUUGGAAGGCAACUCGGUGUCCGUGCAGUGCACCUACGGGGACGAGCUGCGCGCACACAGCAAGUACUGGUGCCGCGAGGCUGGGAUGUUCCUGUCGCGCUGCUCCGGUACCAUCCACGCGGCAAAGGAUGGCAGCGAGACCACAGAGGGCCGCGUGUCCAUCCGCGACAGCCCGGAAGAGCGCCUGUUCACCGUGACCUUGAGAGCCCUCACUCCCACGGACACCGGGGAGUACUGGUGUGGAGCCAGGACGCUGCGCUCCCAUAAAUUCUUCCGAGUCUUUGUGCGCGUCAUUCCAGCUUCUGCUGGUCUCCACCCAACAGUCGCCACCACCAAGCAGGGGAAUGGAGCAGCCAAAACAUCUUCAAUCGCAGGGACCUCUCUAUACGGGCAGGCAGCAAGCACCCCGUACCCAGGCACCUCUCUGCCCACAAGGACUUCCCCAUACAGGCGGGCAGCAAGCACCGGGUACCCAGGCACCUCUCUGCCUGCAGGGACCUUCCCGUAUGGGCGUGUAGCAAGCACUAGGAACCCAGAAACCUCUCUGGCCACAGGGACCCCAAGUCACCCAGGAAGCUCCAUCCAAGCCGUUCAGCAGCACAAAACCCCGGCAGAGGAUGCUGCAGCUGCCCCCAGCAACUCCGAGGCCAGGGUGACCAUCCCCACAGCCCGCAUGUUGUCUCCUUUCCUCGUGCUGCUCAGCCUCCUGCUGGCCGCAGGCCUCAUCGCCUUGGGCAGCCACAUGCUCGGAUGCGGCAAGGAAGCUCCACCGGUCUCAGAGACAGAGAAGAGCCAGGGGACUGAAGUCUACUUCUCGACCUUGGCCCCAGAGGAAGUAACCACCCCUUCCCAGUUCGCUGAGGAGGACAGGAUCACAGGGGACCCACCAUGCACACCAGAGGAGCAGCAGGCUUUCUCCAAGUUCGUCUCUGUGUAGCUACAGAGUGUGACCCUGGCCAGGCCAUGAAGCCAACGGGUUGGCACCACUGCCUCAGAAGCCAGUAACCCAUGAUCCAGGCCUUUGCCCUCCCUCCCCACUGUCUUCCUGCAGUGGUCAGCCCUGCUGGAGCCCAGUCCCUCC
Ochotona princeps (American pika) is the source of this 1238-nucleotide messenger RNA. RefSeq names its product CD300 molecule like family member g (gene CD300LG). The transcript is spliced from 6 exons. Gene Ontology annotation, cellular component: plasma membrane. NCBI's taxonomy places the organism in Eukaryota, Metazoa, Chordata, Mammalia, Lagomorpha, Ochotonidae. The coding region runs from base 78 to 1094 and encodes 338 amino acids. The record is from RefSeq and is a predicted model, not a curated record. Gene Ontology annotation, molecular function: transmembrane signaling receptor activity.